CGAUAUAAUAUAGCCUUUCUGGAAGAAGGGAAGCCCGAACCCUAGCGUGACUUGUUCUGUAGCGGCUGCAAGAAAUGGGCGAGAUGAAGGAUCUGUACGUAAGCACGACGCGCUCCCUCCUCCGCCUGGAUCUGAAAAACUACAAUUUCGAUCCCUUGUUAGAAUCAGGAGAGCCUCCGCCACAAGCAGCGGUUUCCUUGGAAUAUGGAAAGAACUAUCCGUAUGGGUUGCGUGUUAUCAAAUCCAGCCGAUCCAAGAUCUACAUGGUCGGCGAGAAAACUACUGGCUACUCUUGCACGGCCGAAGUUCACGAAUUCGAUCCAAUUGCAAAUAGCUUGCAGAAAGCAAACAUCUCUUUGAGAGGUUCAAAAUCGCGGCCGAUCGUGGCAGAAAUUGAUGGAAAGAUCUAUGUCCUCGAAGCAGGAAGCUUGUGUCAUCAACCGGGUAAAACUUUUGAGGUAUUCGAUCCUUGUUCUUCUUCCGAGGAUUCCAUUUGCGAGCUGUACAUCUUGACAUGUUCUAAUAAGGUAUACCACUAUGAUACCAAGAGAAGACUGUGGGGUAGAGAGGAAGACAUGCUUAAAUAUUUCUGCAGAUAUUUAGGCUACCCUUGGAUAAUUCCAGCGGGUGGAACAACUGUGUGUGGUGGAGAUGUCAUUCUUGCCUUUCAGGAACAGGACGAUUACGAUCCCUGUUCUGCUCGUGGUAUAAGGGAUAUAAUGGAAUUGUUUGGAUAUCUGUACUCGAAAGAUGGGUGUCUCUUGGGCUACCAAAAUUUGGGCAAUGUCUUCUCUGUGCGGCUAUAUUCAACAAGAUACCAUGUGUUUGCUAUGGAGGAUGGCAAAGUGUGCGCUCUAUUGUUUGGAUACAAUCCUGCGAUUCCAGCUCUGCGCAGGAAUCAGAUGAACAAAUCCAGAUCAACCCCAAUUAGCGUUCAAUUUCAGGUGCUUGCUGUAUCCAUCUUUAGUGUAGUGAAAUUGUGUGAUGCUGCUCGUGCACUGCAAGAUAAAGCACUAUGUAUGCCUCUUUCUGCUGAUGCACCUCUUGCUGCUCGUCGUCGUCUUAGUGAUUAUAAAGAACAUGAGAGCACAUUCCUGUCUCUUGAGAUUGAGAGCCAAUACAUCUUCCAGGCAGAAGACGGUCGUGGUUCUCUUCUUCGAGGGGCAUUCUUCCCCUAGACCCUUUAUUGCUUCACCUAAAUUAUAUGUCGCCUGCCAUUUUCACUUCCAAUGCCAUGGAUUUUCAUUAUGUUGUUUGCACUCUCUGUAUGAGUUGGGUUUUAUUUUAUGCUAUGUAUGCACACUUGGUUCUCUCUCCAUUUUAUCAGUAGUGUACUUGUUAUUUAAGCAGUUUAUGUUGUUACACUAAUUGAACUUCUGUGGUUG
This is a messenger RNA of Cuscuta campestris, 1385 nucleotides long. The record is from the annotation of a GenBank genome assembly. NCBI's taxonomy places the organism in Eukaryota, Viridiplantae, Streptophyta, Magnoliopsida, Solanales, Convolvulaceae.